CAAAACCAAAUCGUACACCAUAUCACAGAAUUGAUAGCAAGACUCAACAACAGAAAUGACAUAGGCAAAACAAUGUGGAUAAUAUUAAAACAGGCACAGCUUAAUUUAAAAAGCAGAAAAUGUAUACCUGGUCUCAGUCUACAAAGACUAGAGCAGAUUAAUAUUAGAAACAAUUUGUGCUACAAAAUCACAAAAAAAGCAAAAAAGCUCAAAAUUGACUUUAGGUCAGCAGAAUUAGAAGAAA
Messenger RNA from Racocetra persica, 244 nucleotides. NCBI's taxonomy places the organism in Eukaryota, Fungi, Glomeromycota, Glomeromycetes, Diversisporales, Gigasporaceae. The record is from the annotation of a GenBank genome assembly.